AUGCCCCCCAAACCACGCGCAUUGGCUGACGCGUGGGAUGAUGACUGGGAGUCGCUCGCCGACAAGGAAGUAGAUGCCCAACAGAAGAACGAGCCCGCGCCCAAAGUCAAAUUGUCCCAGAAGGAGCGCAGAGCGCAGCAUGCAGAGCAGCAGAAAAUGCUGUGGGACUCGGCAGAGAACCCCGAGCCUAUGCUUUUCCUCGAUGCCCGCAACAACGUACCCGUAGCUCCCCAGGCCACCUUCAAGCCUGCAGUGACGCUGCUGGCCCGCAAACCGAAAGCUCCCGCCGGCAUGGCGGGCCUGACCUUGGACGACGACGAUAGCGAAGAGGAGCGCCGGAAGAAAAGCGAGGCCGAGUUCGAGGAGCGGAAAGCUCGCGCACAGAAGGAGCGCGCAGAGAAAGAGCGAAGGUAUGCCGAGGCCCGCGAUCGCAUAUUCGGCAAGGACGCAAACUCGGACGAGUCCCGUGGCGCCUCACCACGUCGAGCUGGGAAGGGCAGAGGAGGUCGCGGUGGACGCGACAGUCAGCCGCGAUCAAGCAACGAGCAGUCUCCAGCCAGGCCCUCGGCCUCGCGCCAAUUGUUCGAGCCAGCAUACUCUCCAAAACCAGGAUCGAAAUUUGUCCAGAGGCAGGAUGGCAGCACCAGCCGGCCAAGCACGCCCAACGACCAGGAGAAGCCAGUCCGCGAACCCCGUGGGCCCCAAGCAACAGGCAGAGGUGGAAGAGGAUUCGCUCCUAGGGGCAAUCGAACCGGCACUGUGUCGUGA
Molecule: messenger RNA, 768 nt
Organism: Paraphaeosphaeria sporulosa
Lineage: Eukaryota; Fungi; Ascomycota; Dothideomycetes; Pleosporales; Didymosphaeriaceae
Exons: 3
Coding region: 1-768 (255 amino acids)
Source: RefSeq, a predicted model, not a curated record